Molecule: messenger RNA, 1041 nt
Organism: Ichthyophthirius multifiliis
Lineage: Eukaryota; Ciliophora; Oligohymenophorea; Hymenostomatida
Exons: 9
Cellular component (GO): cytosol
Molecular function (GO): protein-folding chaperone binding
Source: RefSeq, a predicted model, not a curated record
UAUUUAAUGUCAAGAAAUUACUAUGAAGACCUUUAAAUUGAAAGGGAUGCAACAAAAAGUUAGGUAGCAGCAGCUUAUCGUAAACUAGCAUUAAGAUGGCAUCCGAAACUAAGUUCAGAUGAUUGGCAAACUAGCUAUAACAUUUUUAGUUAGAUUUCGGAAGCUUAUGAAGUACUGAGUGAUUCCAUUAAAAGAGCAUUUUAUGACAAGCAUGGUGAAUAAAAAUUAAAAAAUGGGUUCUUUAGUACAGCAGGAUUAUAAGGUGGAUACAGAUUCGGAGGAAAUCCAGAGGAAAUAUUUGAGAAGUUUUUCGGAACAAAUAACCCAUACUAAUAAAUAUAUGAUACUGAUAAUCAAGAAAAUGUAGGUAGUUUAUUAUCUUAUGCUUUUGGAGCCCAAAAUUAGCCUUAACCUCAGCCUCCAAAUGUUUUAAAUGUAAUUGUUUAAUGCACUCUGAGUGAACUAUACAAUGGAUGUUCAAAGGAUGUUAUUUAUUAAAGAAUAAUUUUAAAUCAAGAUGGAAGAACUACUAAAGAAAUUAAAGAAACAAAGUAAUUUUAGGGUUUUAGAAUUAAAAAAUAAUUUUAAAAAAAUAGGUAAUUAGAAAUAAAGCCAGGAUAUAAAAAUGGACAAACAAUAAGAUAUCCUCGUUAAGGAAACGAAACACCAGGAUUAUAUAAUUCUGAUUUGGUUUUUAUAAUAAAAGAAAUUCCACACCCAACAUUAAAAAGAAAAGAGAAUGAUUUAAUUUUUAGAUGGAAAUGUAAACUAAUAGAUUCAUUACUCGGAAAUCCUGUAUAAUUUAUAACUUUAGAUGGAAGAAAAUUACAUAUUCCAAUAGACUAAAUUGUUGGACCAAAAACAUAUAAACUUAUAAAAGGAGAAGGAAUGACUAUAUAUAACUCAGAUGAAUUUAAAGUCGAAAAUUUUAAUAAACCAUUGUAAAGAGGAGAUUUAUAUAUUAAAUUUGAAAUUGAAUUUCCUACUAAAAUUGAUGAAAAUAGAAGAGAUGAAUUAAUAGAAAUUUUAGGAUAGAAAUGA